This is a messenger RNA of Podospora bellae-mahoneyi, 718 nucleotides long. RefSeq lists its product as uncharacterized. The record is from RefSeq and is a predicted model, not a curated record. Bases 446 to 718 code for a protein of 90 amino acids. Lineage: Eukaryota; Fungi; Ascomycota; Sordariomycetes; Sordariales; Podosporaceae. The transcript is spliced from 2 exons.
CGGAGGGGCGGGAAGCGGGGGAGUUGACAUUCGUUGGCGUUGCAUAAGAGAGCGUGCCGAACCGAAAUGAACCGUGCGUCCACGCAGUCUCGUUCGGCGGUGGGCGGAUUCAUGUAUUAUUCGUUGUCUUCCUCAGUUGGGUUCAUCUCAAGUUCUUCGUCUCAAACUGCCACGUAAGGCGACGACUCGAAGCAUCACCCAACCGCAUUCUACAAUCUCCUCUCCGGCCUGAACGGGGAUGGCGGCGUGGGGUCCGAAGCUUGGGCUCCGCUUCCCGGGGGUUCGGUCGGACGUGCCCGUUGUCGCGGGACCUCGCGCCAUCGCGUUCGCAUCAACGACCACAGCUAAACCCAAUUGGGGCAUUUUGAGCUUGUCAAAUGGUGGUGUGGUGGUGCACUGAAGCGGAUCCGGCGUUUCCCCUGCCGAACAGUCCCUGUUUCAGAAGAUGCUCAACCAUCUGUGUUUCUCCAAUGCCAACCUCAGUCUGGCUGAUGAACAUUUGGCUAAGGGGCAGCGGGGAAGAUGCCUCAAGACUGUCACAGGACAGGGGUCAGCACCACCACAACGUUUCUGGAACCACACUCAGAUCAAGAGCCUCACGGGUGAUCCCCUGCGCGUGCUCUCCGACGUCUUGUCCUCGUCCAGCCAAUGGCAGCUCGCCCAGAACCCCUACUGUCGUCCAUCAAACCACUGCCAACCAUCAUGCUGCCCGUGCUGA